Monascus purpureus is the source of this 2441-nucleotide messenger RNA. NCBI's taxonomy places the organism in Eukaryota, Fungi, Ascomycota, Eurotiomycetes, Eurotiales, Aspergillaceae. The record is from the annotation of a GenBank genome assembly.
CAUAUCUCGCUGUUCAUCUCAAUUCUGCCAUCUUCAAAAUCCGCGUCGCGUCCUCAGCUCCAGCUUGCUAACAGCUUGUCUCUGCCAGACCCCUUUGACUGGGCUUGUUUCUUUUGCUUUAGACCCAUUUCCUGUCUAUUCCAUUUUGCGACUACAUUCAUAUCUCAUUCGACGCAAUCAACCGCCUCUUUGACAAGAUGGACGACCCGGCAAGUCGUGUGCCGGCGCAGUUGCUGCCGCACAUGCAUCUCGUCUCGCGAUAUCGGUAUCCGUUGAUGCAUAUGCUGCCAACGGAUACCGUUGUCGAAUACCUCCUCUCUGCGCCCAAAGUCGUCCGCGAAUUACAACCGAUGCAUUGGACGUUUAUAGACGGACCCCCGGAUGGAACUGUCAUGCUGACUUGGCAACCGCUGAAUCAUCUGGGGACAAAUUUCGCCAGCGAUGGUUACGUCUGGGCUGAUGUUGAACAGUCAUUUACGUUUGAAGCCCGUGGAUACACCGUAGAGAUGUUGCUUCACCGGAGUGGAUAUCAUCCUCCGAAUGAGGUUGCUGCUAUACAUUGUCGCAGGCGAUACCGUUUGUUACCUCCCAAAGUCCCGAACCCGAGUCUCCCUCCUCCCGAUCCGUCUCUGUUUAUCGUACACUACUCUAGAGCUCCUCAGUCGGAUCACGUUCCAGCAAAUCGAAUUCCCAUUCUGCCGCAAGUGCAGACCAUAAUAGGCCAACGACGUUUCUUGCAAAGUCACGGGCAGCUUGCUCGAAAGGAUUUCAUGCUCCACGAUCGGAAUAGUUGGCCGACGAUCAACUUUCCACAGCAGAUGGGGAUGCAGGGGUUUAUGCAGCCUAUGGCUGCUUAUCCCAAUGCAAUUGUUGGCCGUCAUCCUGGCCAACCAAAAGCGCCGCGUGGACAUCGUGGUUCGACUGCGGCGAUGAACGCUGCUGCAGCCGAAUUUGCUCUCGAGGAUGAGGAUGUCUCCACGGGUGACAUGAUGGACCUCCUCACACCUCGCGAAGUAAGCAAGAUGAGAUAUCAACAGCACCAUGAAUGGAUGGAGGAGAUCUUUGCUUCACCUUAUGCAAUCAGCCAGAUCACGCCGGUAUCUCUCGGUCUAGGGAGAAAAGGCGAGCUAGAAACACUGACUGCUGGCUUUUUCGACGCACCCGCCGCACCUUCUGCUACCGGUGAACCUAGAGACGCACCGGACGCUUCCAAACUGGAACCCGCUAAGGCAGAGGAGUUUGCGGAUCGCGUCGCGAAGAAGGUCGCGGACAUGACGGCGGAAAUUGAGAAAUUGAAGAAACGGCAUGCUCGGAGGAUGAAAAAGUUUAAUCGUACCUCGGCUCUCAAGGAAGCGGAGCUGCGACUUCGGGAUGCCGCUGCUGAUCCUUCGGAUACCGGCGCGGACAUUUGGAGACUGGAGGGUCGGGUUUGGAUCCCCGAGGAAGGGGGUACUCCUCAGGUUGAAGAACCAGCCAAGUACAAGGUUGACGAUGUUGUGAGAGAAUUGGAAUCGUCUUGGGAGAAGAGGAUUGUGCCCGAGCCCAAGAUCUCGUGCGUUCAAAAGGGUGGCCUAUUGGAGAAGAUCGAACCAGAAAACGUCCCGGCGGAUCAGACAGAUGUGCUCAUGGAACAAGCGGAUAGCCAUUUCCUUGAUCAGUUCGGUACACAUGUUCAAGGGACACCAACAAGUCAAGGGGCGACGAUGCAGGCAGUUGGCACAUUGGGUGUUCCAUCUGCGCAACCAGGCGCUUCCAUUCCUGACUUGGACGUCGAUAUGGACCUGGGAGGCGCACAGCCAUCGAAUACAGCGGCCGGAGAAACUGGGGACUGGGUGAUGGUGAACAACGAAGGCAAUAAGGACCAAGGAGGCGACAAAACUACUGCCCCGGGUGAUUCUUCUGGCCUCACGCCGGGCAACCCAGGUAGUGCUGGCGAUACCACUGGUCUUGAUGGGGGCGCCUUUGACUUUACAAAUAUUGACACGGCAGGCGACGCGCUGGCAGCAUACAGUGAACAAAAUGACGGACUGGAUCUGGGGGAUCUAGAUAACUCGGCAUUUGGGGACGCAUUCCAUGCAUCAGAUAACGAGAACAUCCAUCAUCACGACCCCGAUGAGAUGUCAUAGACAUAGUUCCCUUUCUUCCGACGCGUGUAUUGUUUAGGUCGUGGUGUUGUCAGGCUUGUCUGUACCAUUCUUUCUCCGGGCGUGCAUCUUCUAUCACCUUUAUACUCUAUGACUCAAGUAAAAUUAGCUGAGGAACUUGUCUUUGUGUCUUCCGUCUUUGCAGUGGAUCAUUGAGAUCUCCGUGCAGUACUGUAAUACCUCUCGAUAGAAGAAGUUACGCUGUUUUCAUACAACAGGCAACACCGACUUGGGAGGAUAGUUAAUCUUAUAUUAUUCAAAUGAAGUAUCACCUAAAGCAGACAUAAUCGACAUUUU